This is a messenger RNA of Fragaria vesca subsp. vesca, 1450 nucleotides long. RefSeq names its product U-box domain-containing protein 35-like. Bases 300 to 1058 code for a protein of 252 amino acids. NCBI's taxonomy places the organism in Eukaryota, Viridiplantae, Streptophyta, Magnoliopsida, Rosales, Rosaceae. The record is from RefSeq and is a predicted model, not a curated record. The transcript has 5 exons.
AAAAUCUAUGGCGUUGAAAAAAGAAGAAGGAAAAACACAGAAGAGAUAGUUUUCUUUAACAAGGAAAGGCACCUAGCUAGGAGAAAAUGGAGGAGGAGCUACAUUGACAUAUCCAAACAGCCUGUUAGGCUUGACAAAAAAGAAUCUUACCUUUUCUUAGUGGCUUUGAAGGAAACGCCUCUUUCACAAUAAAACAGCCAAGUGACUAACAUCCAUUCCCCUUGUUGUUUUCAGUCCCACACCCUAUCAUCUCUCUUUCUUCUUCUCAUUGUGUACUAGUUCUGAUUCUCCACGCCUCUAUGGAAGGCGAUGAUAGUUAUGUUCCGGUGGAAGCUAAGGAUUUUUAUAAGGACUAUAGUCCUAAAAGGACUUUCUCGCCGGAGAUUGUGGAGUUGGGAGGGGAAAUCACAAGUACAAGUGCUAUCACUGCAGGCAGCAGUAGUAGAGAUAUUGCAGGUGUCAAUGAUGUUUAUGUAGCUGUUGGUAAAGAUGACACUGAUGUUCUGAAAUGGGUGCUUGAUAAUGCUGUUUCUCCUGGUUCUCGGGUUUUUCUUGUCCAUGUCUUCCCUCCAAUCACUCACAUCCCUACACCAGUUGGAAGAUUAUCAACUAGCCAUUUAAGUCAAGAUCAAGUAAGAUUUUACAUCAAUGAAGAGAACAAUAAGAGGAGGAACCUCUUGCAGAAAUAUGUCUAUUUAUGCAACAAUGCUAAGGUAACAGUAGACACAAUGCUCCUGGAGAGCAGUGACAGAGCAAAAGCAAUUGCCGAUCUCAUACCAGUUCUAAUGAUUUCUCACCUUGUCAUAGGAACCAAAAGACCACCUCAUUCAAGGUUCAAUUAUGUUGUUCACGCGAUCAGGAAGAAGAAAAAGUUAUCACUAGGAGAAUUUGUUAGGAAAAAUGCACCCGAGUAUUGUGAGGUUAGCAUCGUUCAUCAAGGCAAUAAGGUCAUGGUUGAUGAACAAAUAGCUACUUCCCAGAGGCGUCCCCAAUGCGAAAGAAGCAUCUACGAGUGGGCAUGCUUUCCAGUACGAGGAAAAAAUCCCCGGAUGUCUUAAGCAGCAGCAGCACUCACACCGCCAUAGUUACAUGAAACAAACGCUUCGAUGGAUUAUGGACAUUGAAGGACAGAGGUGAUCAAAAUUGUGAGAGAGACUAGCAACCCAUCAGCUGCUGGAUGCAGUAGUACUCGUGAUAAGUUAAUAACCUCCUCCUGUUUGGUUAUUGUACCAAGAAUUAGAGUUGAGAGAACAGAAGAUUGAAUAUGGAAGAAAACAAAAGCACAGUGUGAUCAAGUUUAGAAUUAAUCUCUCAUGUCAACCACUGAAUGAACAUCUACCAUUUCAUCAUGUAUUAUUGACUUGUUGAUAAUUGAAGCAACUUCAUUACCUCAAUCCUCAAUAGAACUGCUGCUCCAAACACACCACCCGAAUGCUUCCGCAUGCUAAGG